Molecule: messenger RNA, 2655 nt
Organism: Macadamia integrifolia
Lineage: Eukaryota; Viridiplantae; Streptophyta; Magnoliopsida; Proteales; Proteaceae
Product: putative zinc transporter At3g08650
Exons: 6
Coding region: 544-2337 (597 amino acids)
Biological process (GO): zinc ion transmembrane transport
Cellular component (GO): membrane
Molecular function (GO): zinc ion transmembrane transporter activity
Source: RefSeq, a predicted model, not a curated record
CCAUGGGCCAUGACGCACGCCCACACGUAAAAGAGUAAGCACUCCGGUCCUGUUUCCCAAGUUACAUUUUAAACGAUUAUUUGGACCGUCGUCGUCGGGAUCCUCCUAUAUAAACAGCAUAUAUCCACCAGGGUAUGGUUUUUUCUUGCGCUAUCCAUUCAUUCCCGCUGAGAAAACCCUAGAGCACUCGGAGAAGAGUUCGCCAUGGGGAGAACUUUGUGAGUCAACCAUGAAUAAAGAUCGUUCCUGUCUAGGUCUUGUACAUCAGCAUUCUGCCGAGAGAUGAUAUAUAAGUUCUAGAUAAUCUCUUGCAGUUUUGAUCGGCCAAGUUAUUGACAAAAAGUCUGUCUGGUCAUUGCACUGGCUAUGAAGAAUGUUUGAUUCAGAUAUUGCUGGGCUAAAAAAUAGACCAGAGACGGAUUUUAUGUGUUCGUUGGAGUUUCAUGCUACUUUAAUAUCAUAACAUUUCUGAGAUAAAGAGUUUCUUAUUUUGCGAGAGAGGAAAUUAUAUUUAUUGUUUUGUUGACUUGUAUAUGAGCGACAAUGGCCUUGAGGUUCAGAAAUGUCCUGUUAUUUUCAGUUGUUUUUCUUGUGAUGUACACUUGCAUCGUAGCAGAGCCUGAAAUGGAACACAAAGGAAGAAUAAGGACUGCCCCUAAUAGGAAUAUGGGUGGUACUGAUAUAGAUGGAACUGGUACAGAGAAUGUCUUUGGGGGUUCAGAGCAUGGUUCUAGUCAGUUGGAUGAGGGGAAAGGUGGGAAUGGUAAAGUUCCAGUCCUCACAGUUGCAUGGAUGACUCUGGUGAUGGCUGCUGCUACUGGGCUAGGUGCAGUGCCGUUCUUCUUCGUGGAGCUUGAUCCACAAUGGGCUGGAAUAUGCAACGGAAUGGCUGCUGGGGUGAUGUUAGCUGCAAGCUUUGACCUUGUGCAGGAAGGGCAGCUCCAUGGUAGUGGUAAUUGGGUUGUGGUUGGGAUUCUUUCAGGUGGCAUAUUCAUUUGGCUUUGUAAGAAGUUUCUUGAACAAUAUGGGGAAGUAAGCAUGUUGGACAUAAAAGGCGCAGAUGCCAGUAAAGUCAUUCUUGUUAUCGGUAUAAUGACGCUUCAUUCUUUUGGAGAGGGAUCUGGUGUUGGAGUCUCUUUUGCUGGUUCCAAAGGAUUUUCUCAAGGUCUGUUGGUAACCUUGGCUAUCGCUGUUCACAACAUCCCAGAAGGAUUAGCUGUGAGCAUGGUUCUUGCAUCAAGGGGGGUUUCUCCUCAGAAUGCCAUGUUGUGGAGUGUGAUUACAUCAUUACCCCAGCCCAUUGUUGCUGUUCCCUCCUUCAUAUGUGCUGAUUCAUUCAGCAAGUUCCUGCCUUACUGUACGGGCUUUGCUGCUGGAUGUAUGAUAUGGAUGGUUAUAGCAGAGGUCCUCCCUGAUGGGUUCAAGGAAGCUUCUCCUUCCCAAGUUGCUUCAGCAGCUACCCUUUCUGUUGCAUUUAUGGAAGCCCUUGGCGCCGUACUCGAGAAUUUUAGCCAUGGCUACAGCUCGGAGGAUGCUUCUGGCUUCUUUGUUUCACUACUUUUUGGUCUUGGGCCGUUGCUUGGUGGUGUCAUUCUUAUUGCUUUUGCUCUUGCCUUGAGUCUACAGCACGCUUUCCUCAUGGGUGUGGCUUCUGGAAUUGCCUUUGUACUUGCUUCCUGGAGACCACUACAGCUACUUCUCUCUUUGAAAAUGGGUUUCCUUCCCUUAUUGUUGCUGCUUGUGAUGGGUUCUUCAUUCUUCCACAUAUCAACUUCCAGCGUGUUGAAGAUUGCAAGCCGCAAAAAGACUUCAGUGAACAACUUGUCAGCUGCAUCAGGGUUCUCUAUAAGUGCCCUGACCCUACAAUCAUUCUUGGCAUGUGGGGCUGUUGCCUUGCAUGCUUUGACUGAGGGGCUUGCACUUGGAGUUGCUGCACCAAAAGCCUAUGGGCUUGGCCGGCACAUGGUCCUUCCAGUGUCUCUGCAUGGGCUACCUCGGGGUGCUGCCGUUGCUAGCUGCAUCUUUGGGGCUACUGAUAGCUGGCGAGCCGCUUUAGCAGCGGCUGCCCUGACUGGCUUUGCAGGGCCAGUGUCUGCAAUUGGAGCAAUACUUGCAGGUAUUGACUACAGUGGGCUUGAUUAUUGGAUGGUCUUUGCAUGUGGAGUAUUACUCCCAAGUUUUGUAAGCAUUUUGCGGCGUGCAUUUAGGUUAGAUUGUCGAAAGAGCAGUUAUGGGCUAAUGAUGGGAUUGGGUCUUGCCAGUUUGUGUUUAACAUUCACUCGGUUGGUUUGCAUACAUACCCAUUACUGCAACUCUGCCCCGGAGGCUGUCAAAUAAAAAGCACUGACCCCCAGGAAACAAAGCAAAAUGGAGGAAGUUGUGAAGUUGGAAAAGAAUAGAAAAUGAGAGAAUAGGUUUUACAUUGUAGUAGUUGUCUUCUUUUUAUUUUUUUUCUUCUUCCCUGUCAAUGUAUAGAUCCAAUUGAAUUGGAAUAUGGUUACUGGAGGAAAAAGAAAUGUGAGCACUGAUGCAAUUAAUUGGAGUGUAAAGAGGGAUUUGUAUUUGCUAAGCUCACAUUGUGUGGGUGGCUCACUGCCUUUUUUCUUGAAGAUUUGAGUUCAUAAAGAAUUGCAAGAAUUUCAUUAAAUUCCAUCA